AUGGAAUUAAUGGAAGACAAUUUUAAACAUUCAGCAGAGCGAUUGGAUAAACCAUCUGCAUAUUUACGAAGAAAGGCAAGAAACAACAAUUUUUCUGAUGUAGAACGGGCAUUAACUCUGAAAACUGUUUAUGUUGGGAAUUUAUCAAGAUUUACUACAGAAGAACAAAUACAUGAAUUAUUCCUGAAAUGUGGAGCUAUAGAUAGAAUCAUUAUGGGAUUGGAUAGAAAUAAAUUAACUCCAUGUGGAUUUUGUUUUGUCAUAUAUAGAACUGAACAAGGAUCACUAAAUGCCAUGAAAUAUUUACAAGCAACAAUUUUGGACAGUCAAAGUAUUUCAAUUGAUUUGGAUCCUGGAUUCCGUGAAGGAAGGCAAUUCGGAAGAGGGAAACACGGAGGUCAAGCAGCCCAAGAAGCUGCUGCAGCAGCGGCUGCAGGCAUAGACACUAGAAGUGAAGGUGGAUUUAGAGGAGGUUUCCGUGGUGGAUUCAGAGGUGGAUAUAGAGGCAGAGGUGGGUUUCGAGGACGUGGAGGUGGUGGUUUUAGAGGUGGGUUCCGUGGUGGUAGAGGACGCGGGGGUUAUAGAGGAAGAGGUGGAGGUGGUGGAUAUAGAAAUAUGGAAGCCUCAGUGUAUAUCCCAUCUAAUGACCCUACUUUUGAUGCACCCACUACAUUCAAUCCAAUGCAAUCAGAUCUGAGUAAUCAAUAA
Molecule: messenger RNA, 708 nt
Organism: Hemisphaericaspora subhashii
Lineage: Eukaryota; Fungi; Ascomycota; Pichiomycetes; Serinales; Debaryomycetaceae
Exons: 1
Coding region: 1-708 (235 amino acids)
Biological process (GO): mRNA cis splicing, via spliceosome
Cellular component (GO): nuclear cap binding complex
Molecular function (GO): RNA cap binding
Source: RefSeq, a predicted model, not a curated record